Messenger RNA from Salvelinus sp. IW2-2015, 3743 nucleotides. Lineage: Eukaryota; Metazoa; Chordata; Actinopteri; Salmoniformes; Salmonidae. The record is from RefSeq and is a predicted model, not a curated record.
AUGGCAUUAACUACCAUCGUUGCUGAGUGGGCGUGGGACAGCAGUAAGCUGAGCGCCGUCCGAGAGGGGAAAUAUCUAUGUGAAGUUGACUCCACACCUCCACCCUCCUCCCCCUCCCCUUCUCAAGCCGUAGGGGACACAGACAUAGACUCAUCCCGAGGKAGAAGUUCCGUGGUUGGGUUAGUGCCCAGGGCGGGGAUGGGUGCCACUGGUGAUCUGCUCGAGUCAUUCCUGGCCCAGAAGGAUCGUCUCCUCUACCAGACAAGGGGGGUGGUCCUGCCCUCUGCUCAGCCCCAGGACCUGCUGCCUCUCCUGGGCAGAGGACUGAGCGUGAGGGGCCUGUCUGGAGGUCUCUCUCUGGAUCAGCAGGGUCUGUUGAAGAGGAUAGGAUCCCUAGUCUCACAGCCCCACGACAGUGGACCCCCCCUCCCGUCACAGCCCUCCCAAUCCGACAACAAACCCAUCCCCUCCUCCCAGCCCGGGACACACACAUCCACACACACACCGCUGGGACAGCGAGAUGAGGUCACCGCUAUUGUCAUGGCGACCAUGGCUGCAGACACACCUUCACCAGCUGUGUCUGGCUGUAUGGUGAAUUUCUCCGACCCAGAGGGAUACAUAGACUCUUCUGACGACCCCCCUCUACCAGAUGGAACAUUUCUACACUGUACAUACACUAUCACUGUGUACACAGGCUAUGGAGUCGAGCUACAGGUGAAGAGUGUGAAUCUGUCAGAGGGAGAGCAGCUGUCAAUCAGAGGGGUGGAUGAGGGCGGGGCCUUGCUGGUUCUGGCCAAUCACACACUGCUGGUGGAGGGUCAGGUGAUCCGAAGUCCGACCAAUACCAUCUCAGUAUACUACCGCUCCUUGCCUGAGGGGGGCAUGGGCAUGUUCCAGCUGCACUACCAGAUAUUCCGUCUGAGCUGUGCCCUGCCGAGGAGGCCUCAUUUUGGGGAGGUGUCAGUGCUGGACCUGCUGCCAGGGGGCACUGCCCGCUUCCACUGCCAUAUGGGCUACCACCUGCAGGGGGCAGUGGCGCUCACCUGCCUCAAUGCAUCUCUGCCUGUCUGGAGCAGCAAGGAGCCCAGCUGUAGAGCACUAUGUGGGGGCUCAGUGAAGAAUGCUACAGUAGGGAGGGUCCUGUCUCCCUCUCCCCGCCUGGGGCCCGACGCCACCCAGGACCGUUCCUGCUCCUGGUCCAUGGAGGCCCCCACAGCACAGAGACUACACCUGCACCUGGAGAGACUGGCCCUUGGACCCACCGAAAGGAUGAGGAAGACGACAGCCCUUAAAGAAUCACCUCACCACGAUAAGACCAAGCGGCAAGGGAAUGCUCAACAGAGCAACAAGGACUCCUGGAGUUGGGAGGAGAUCCUGGAUGGUGACCGCCAGAGCCCGUCCAGCCAGGAAGCCUGCCAGAGCUGUCCAGCCAGGACCUGCCAGAGCCGUCCACAGGGCUGGCCAGAGCCGUCCAAGCCAGAGACCUGCCAGAAGCCGUCCAGCCAGGACCUGCCAGCCGCUCCAGCACAGGACCUGCAGAGCCGGUCCAGCCAGGACCUGCCAAGCCGUCCAGGCCAGGACUGCAGUCGGGCCCCAGAGCUCAAGGUCCAGGCCGGAGCAGGACCUGCCAGAGCCGUCCAGCCAGGACCUGCAGAGUCCGUCCAGCCCGGAACCUGCCAGAUUUAUGAUAGAAGCCUCUCCCUUGCCGAAGACGAGGCCAGCGGGUCGGAGUGGAAGGUCACGGUGAGGUCAGGGGUCGUGGACUGUAUCUUGAAGGGCCCGGCUCCGCCCACGUACUGGCCCAGGAUAUGGGUGGUGACUUCAUCACCGUCCAGGAUGGUCAACAUGUCACUGUCACUCAGCUAUGCACUCUCUCCCUUUCUCUCUCUCACUCUCCCCCCCUUCAGUCUGAACCUGAGUGACAGUGACAUGUUGACCAUCCUGGACGGUGAUGAAGUCACCACUCAUAUCCUGGGCCAGUACGUGGGCGGAGCCGGGCCCUUCAAGAUACAGUCCACGACCCCUGACCUCACCGUGACCUUCCACUCCGACCCCGCCGGCCUCGUCUUCGGCAAGGGAGAGGGCUUCAUCAUAAACUACAUGGAGGUGUCCCGUAACGACUCGUGUCCGGACCUCCCAGAGAUCCAGAAUGGCUGGAAGACCACGUCCCAUACUGCCCUGGUGCGGGGUGCUCGCAUCACCUACCAGUGUGACCCAGGCUACGACCUGGUUGGACGAGAGACUCUGACCUGUCAGCUAGACCUCACCUGGAGCACACAUCCCCCCUUCUGCGAGAAGAUAAUGUAUUGUUCAGACCCGGGUCAUGUGGAACACUCUACCAGGUCUCUGUCAGACCCUAAACUCCUGGUGGGGACCACCAUCCAGUACAGCUGCUACCCCGGYUUCAUCAUGCAGGGCGGUGCCACACUCACCUGCUACGGACGAGAGCCUGGCACCCCUGUCUGGACGUCUAAACUACCCCACUGUGUCUCGGAGGAAUCUGUUUCCUGUGAGAACCCUGGUAUCCCUGACAACGGAUACCAGAUCCUGUCCAAGCGCCUCUACCUGCCCAGCGAGUCGCUCACCUUCAUCUGUUACCAAGGCUUCGAACUCAUCGGCGAGGUCGCCAUUAAGUGUAUCCUGGGGAACCCGUCAUUAUGGAGCGGACCACUGCCACUGUGCAGGGCCAACCAUGACUGCUUUGGCAACCAUGCUUUGGAAGUCGUUGAGGCAGCAGCCGGGUCAGGUCUGGACGGUGGCAACAUGGCAUUGGCCAUCUUCAUCCUUGUACUUCUGCUCUCCGUGCUGCUGGGAGGAGCCUACGUCUACAUCACACGGUGUCGCUACCACUCCAACCUGCGGCUGCCGCUCAUCUACCCGCACCCCUACAGUCAGAUCACCGUGGAGAGCGAGUUUGACAACCCACUCUACGAGACAGGAGGGGACAACCGUGAAUAUGAGGUAUCAAUAUGAGGACCAUCUCCACUGUUGGAAUCCCAAAAUGAAGCAUCCGCCCCUCCGACCCAUCCCCCUACCAUUCCUCCUCCUCCUUAGACCCGCCCAGGUGGAAGUUAUGUAAAUACAGACUGACUAUAGUCUUGCCCCUUCCCCCCAUGAUCCCAUGACCCUGUCCUCCAAUCACAGAGAGAGGAAUGAGAGAGAGGGAAGAUGAGUCGGAGAGGCAAUGGGGGACAAGGGAAAGGGGAGGACAGGAGAUACUGUGAAAGGGGGCUGCAGGAUUUGGGGGAUAAAGAGACUGAAGCACUUGUGAAAAGUUGUCUAUUUACUCAUGUGUCUACCAUUAGAGAACAAAUACAGAGACAGGGAGGGAGGGACUAUGUGAAGGAGAGAGAGGGGGAGAGGUGAGGGAGAGAAUGGGAGCGAGAAAGAGGAGUGAAAGAUAGGAGGAAGUGACCUCACAGGAAGUGAGGUCAUUAUCUCUUCCUGGUUGUGCCCCAUCUUCCUGCCUGCAGUCAUUUCUAAGGCCUGGUUUUAGACCAGUUUAUAGUACUGGUUUUACCGUAGUAACUGACCUGUACAAGCUCAACCAACCAUAACAACACCAGAAGAGACCACCACAAGAUGAUGUAUUUAUUUUGAUGUAAAUGUGACGUUUUAUGCGGAUUAAUGAAUGUACAUUUUCAUUUUGAGAAGAAAAGAAGAAAAGAUGUACCAUGCUACUGACUUCCCUAAAUAAAUGGUAAAAAUAAAAAGUAUGAAAGAAUCUUUCUAUUAAAAUAAAA